AUGGACAUAAGCGACAACCCAUUAGCAGAGCUUCUUGCCAAUCAUCCUGACACAGAGAUUGACGAGAGACUAAAGCCUUCAAACAGUAAGAAAUCCCAAUCUAGCGAUAUCUCAGGUGGUCUCGGACCGAGAACAGAAUCAAUGACUUCGUUAACUGGUACACUUGUCACGAAAGGCGGAGAAAUUGUUAACGAAGACUUUAAGAAGGCAAGUGGCGAAUCAGAUCCGAUAAUUGUCUUUGAUGGAAAAUCCGAAUCUGAAGACAGUCAAAUUGGCUUAUCUGUUCGUCAACCAUCAUUCGUAUCAUUGCACGGACAAAUCAUACCUAAAGGAUCUGAUUCGUUGGAUGAUUUUGUGCCCGUUAUUGAAGAAGUCGCACCACUGCCUCUUCAAACACUCGACGAGCAAGAUCAGCCUGGCGACGAAGAUGAUCCUCAGAUACAAUUCAUUAAGGAAUUAAAAUCGAAAAACAUGUCGAGAUGGAAAGAAAUGGGAUACGAACCACCGGAUGACUUAAUUCCUCUUGCCCGUGCAGCAUCUCAAGCUGCAUUAAAUCGCAGAUUAUCUUAUACAGAUGAAAAUCAAUCUUCACUCUUUUCAGCUUCGCAAGAUAAUUUCCACGUUAAACUCGGAUCUUCCAAUGAGCCAUCGUUAGAAAAAAUUACAGAGGAGCCUGCUCCACAAGCAGCACCUUUAAAGCGCAGACCAAGGAGUGGAAGCUUUGGAAUGCAACUUGGAGAGGCAAGUCGUAGCUCUGAGCUCAUGAAGGAGAUCCUCAAUGAAAAUCCAGUUACAAUAGAAAUCAAUGCAAUGACUGAUGAAGAUCUUCCAACACCAUUUGCCGAAGAAAACGAAAUCGAAAAACAAAACGGCGAAGAAGAAGAAUACAACAAAGAAGAAAAUAUUAGUGAUGCCCCGGAACUAUUUGGAAGACUGAAUCAAAUAGUCAUGGACCCACCAGAAUCAGAUGUAAUCAGAUCUUUGCUCAAUGGAAAAAUUUCUUUACAAGACAACACUCCCGAACUCAGAUUAAAACUCCGUCAAUAUCUCAAUACAUGUUCGAGCUUACUUUGGAUAGCAGAAGCCGAGUAUAUUACGAAAGUUUUAGAUUCUUUCGAAAUUUACGAAAUUCCUUCUCCAGAAGCCAAAAUUGAAGAGAGAAUUAACAAUAUCAAUUCAGAGACUCAGAAGAUUGAGGAAGAAUAUCAGAAAAAGAAGAAACAAAUUGAAGAAGAAAGGGACUCGGUUUUUCAACAAGAGGCCAAGGAGUAUUCCGAACAGGUUGCUGCGUUAGAUGAGAAGUUUAACAACCAGGAUGAACUCCUAAAGAUCGCAAAACCUUCGAAAAAAUUACUUGACCUUAAAUGUAGGGCAAAAAGAGCUCUUGAACUUCGCCAUUUCGCCGAAGCUCAGAAUAUCAAUGACCAGGCUGUUAUUCUAGAAGAAAAAGAAUCAAAAGCAGCGAUGAAAAAGAUUCAACAAAAAUAUUACGAUCAGGACAACAAACUUAAGAGAGAUUUUGCAACAAGACACUCAGUUACAGAAAAGAAAUACAACUAUAUUCUUACAAAAUUCGAAGAAGAUUACAAAGCACAAAUUGAAGCUCAAAAGAAGGCAAAGGUAGUUGCAAAGAUAUCUUCAGAAACUAGAAAUACAAUGAAGAAGAUAACUUCUUCACCAAAAUCUCCGAAAUUGUCAAAAUCAGAAAAAGAAAAGAUAGUCCGUGAAGAACCAUCUAAAGCAGUUGCAGAAUCAUCAUUCUUUGCAACUGGUCGGUUGACAAUCCGCGCACCGAAACUUUUAGAUCGUUCGUCUGAUAUAAAGAUUAUUCAACAAAUGGCAUCUCAGAUGUCUAACGGAAAGUCAAAGAGAGAUCUCGAUGUUUCAAGCGCUUAUUCAAACAUAUCCCAUCAAUAA
Molecule: messenger RNA, 1917 nt
Organism: Trichomonas vaginalis G3
Lineage: Eukaryota; Parabasalia; Trichomonadida; Trichomonadidae
Exons: 1
Coding region: 1-1917 (638 amino acids)
Source: RefSeq, a predicted model, not a curated record